This is a messenger RNA of Aspergillus ochraceoroseus IBT 24754, 1655 nucleotides long. RefSeq names its product allantoicase. Gene Ontology annotation, molecular function: allantoicase activity. Gene Ontology annotation, biological process: allantoin catabolic process. The record is from RefSeq and is a predicted model, not a curated record. The coding region runs from base 165 to 1265 and encodes 366 amino acids. The transcript has a single exon. Lineage: Eukaryota; Fungi; Ascomycota; Eurotiomycetes; Eurotiales; Aspergillaceae.
AACGCGGGGCUUAGUUAUCGAUAGAACCAAAGCCAUCCUCAUGAAUGAUCUGGUUGUUAUUUAAUUUAUAAAAAGAAUCAUAUUCACCUUCUUUCUCUCUAUCCCUUUACCCUCUCAUCUACAACUCUACCAACUAUCGAAACAACUCUGUUCGUAUCUCCAACAUGGCUACCGACAACAACAUCACCUUGGUCCCCUCUGAAGAAAUUGACAAGGUCUUUGCGCACACGACCAACCUCGCCUCAUCUGCCCUGAACACCCAAAUUCUCGCCUGCUCCAACGAAUACUUUGCCGCUGCUUCCAAUCUCCUCACACCUACCCGGCCCAUCAACCGUCCGGGUGUCUUCAUCCACACCGGAGCCUGGUACGACGGAUGGGAGACCCGACGCCACAACCCCGAGCCCUACGACUGGGUGGUGAUCAAGCUGGGCGUCGCCAGUGGCACGAUCCAGGGCGUGGAGGUCGACACGGGCUUCUUCGUGGGCAAUUACGGCGAGAAGGCCGCGUUGCAAGGCACCUACGCCCCCGCCGGCAGUGGCGUCACCGACAGCGACAUCGCAGACCCGGAAUUCCAGGGCUGGACAACCAUUCUCCCGCCUCAAACCUGUGGUCCCUCGCAGCGUCGCGCCUGGAAGCUCAACGCCUACCACCCCGCAACGCCUUACACCCAUGUGCGGCUUCUUAUGUAUCCUGACGGCGGAUUCGGUCGUCUGCGCUUAUACGGGCACGCCAUCCCCCCGGCUGGAGACACCCCCGCGCAACUCGCCGUGGACGAGCUCUCCUCUGCGCUCCUGGGUGGACUGGCCCUCGCCGCUUCCGAUCAGCACUAUACCCCGGCCUCGAAUCUCAUCCUGCCCGGCCGCGGAAAGGAUAUGGGCGAUGGCUGGGAGACUGCCCGAUCGCGCGCCCCGGGCCAUGUGGACUGGGCCAUUAUAAAGCUAGGUCUCCCCGGCUCCGUCUCUAAGAUCGUUGUCGACACUAAAGACUUCCGCGGGAACUUCCCCCGCGCGGUGAGAGCUCACGGAUUAGUUGCCGGCUCGGUUGCCGGGCCGGAGGUCCCCGCGCAUGACCAUACGGGCUGGGUCGAGCUUCUCAAGGGUGAGAACCCCUGCCAGGCGGAUACUGAGCACGUCUUUGAGGGGGCAGAGCUCACUGCAGGAGCCGAAGAUACCAGGACCUUUUCUCAUGUGAAGCUCACUCUUGUGCCUGAUGGUGGUGUCAAACGUUUCCGUAUCUUCGGUAAGAGGGAUCUCUCUACGCAAUGAUUCUGUUGCGUGUAGUAAUCGAAGAGAUAUCGAGAGACAAACAACCCGGUUUCUUCUCUUUGUAGAUAGAAAAACGAAAAGAAGAAGAAGAAAGGCAGAGAGAUAUAUUCUCAUGAAAUAAAACCGAAUUUGGAGCCUAUCUAUUCCACUACCACUAUAUUUGCAGGACAAAACUGGGCUAACUUGAGCCCGAAAUACAGAAACACCAAGACUACCUAGGUAAGUGGAUGGAUGAUACCGGAAUGGCUAUAGGUCCACCCAAUAGAGCAAAAACAUAUAUACCGUACGGAACCUUGGAAUUAAGAGAAAGAACCCGUAUACGCCCCUAAAAGCUGACCGUAAAACAAAGCCCAGGGAAUAAAAGUAGAUGAUAAAGCUCAGUGGUUCAUU